AUGGGAGAUAAACACUCAGAGAUAGAGAUUCAUUCUCCUGGUGGUUGUAAUGAGAAGGAAUUUCAAUGUCAUCCUGAUGGAAAUUGCAUUCCUGAUCUGUGGCGCUGUGAUGGAGAAAAAGAUUGUGAAGAUGGUAGUGAUGAAAAAGGUUGCAAUGGUACCAUACGUUUGUGUGAUCACAAAACCAAGUUUUCUUGUCGGAGUACAGGAAGAUGCAUCAACAAAGCAUGGGUAUGUGAUGGAGAUAUUGAUUGUGAAGAUCAAUCCGACGAAGAAGACUGUGACAGUUUCUUGUGUGCACCCCCCAAGUAUCCAUGUGCUAAUGAUACUUCUGUCUGCCUGCAGCCGGAGAAACUUUGCAACGGGCAAAGAGAUUGUCCUGAUGGCUCUGAUGAAGGCGACCUCUGCGAUGAAUGUUCUCUGAAUAAUGGAGGCUGUAGCAACCACUGUUCUGUUGUUCCCGGAAGAGGAAUUGUCUGUUCCUGCCCUGAGGGACUUCAACUCAAGGCAGACAAUAAAACCUGUGAAAUUGUGGAUUACUGUAGCCAUCAUCUGAAGUGUAGUCAGGUGUGUGAGCAGCACAAGCACACGGUCAAGUGCUCCUGUUAUGAAGGAUGGAAGCUUGAUGUGGAUGGCGAAAGUUGCAGCAGUGUUGAUCCUUUUGAAGCAUUCAUCAUCUUUUCUAUUCGCCAUGAGAUCCGAAGAAUUGAUCUUCAUAAAAGAGACUACAGUCUACUUGUUCCUGGAUUGAGAAACACCAUAGCACUUGAUUUUCACUUCAAUCAAAGUUUACUUUAUUGGACAGAUGUUGUUGAAGACAGAAUAUAUCGGGGCAAGCUUUCUGAGAGUGGAGGUGUCAGUGCAAUAGAAGUGGUAGUGGAGCAUGGUCUGGCAACCCCAGAAGGCCUGACCAUCGACUGGAUAGCCGGCAAUAUAUACUGGAUAGACAGCAAUCUGGACCAAAUCGAGGUGGCCAAGCUAGAUGGUUCCCUAAGAACUACGCUUAUAGCAGGAGCCAUGGAACACCCCAGAGCCAUUGCACUGGACCCAAGAUAUGGAAUUCUUUUCUGGACAGACUGGGAUGCCAAUUUUCCUCGCAUCGAAUCUGCUUCUAUGAGUGGUGCUGGAAGAAAAACCAUCUACAAAGACAUGAAAACUGGGGCCUGGCCUAAUGGACUAACUGUAGACCACUUUGAGAAAAGGAUAGUUUGGACAGAUGCCAGGUCAGAUGCUAUUUAUUCGGCCCUCUACGAUGGAACAAACAUGAUAGAAAUAAUCAGAGGUCAUGAAUACCUUUCUCAUCCCUUUGCUGUGUCUCUUUAUGGGAGUGAGGUCUACUGGACAGACUGGAGGACCAACACUUUAUCCAAAGCCAAUAAGUGGACAGGGCAGAAUGUCAGUGUGAUUCAGAAAACCAGUGCCCAACCAUUUGAUCUUCAGAUUUACCAUCCCAGUCGUCAACCACAGGCUCCCAAUCCCUGUGCAGCUAAUGACGGCCGAGGCCCCUGCUCUCACAUGUGUCUGAUCAAUCAUAACAGGAGUGCUGCUUGUGCCUGCCCCCACUUGAUGAAGCUUUCCUCAGACAAGAAGACCUGCUAUGAAAUGAAAAAAUUUCUUCUUUAUGCAAGACAUUCUGAAAUCAGAGGAGUGGACAUUGACAAUCCAUAUUUUAACUUUAUCACGGCCUUUACAGUCCCUGAUAUCGAUGAUGUUACUGUGAUAGACUUCGAUGCCUCUGAGGAACGUUUAUACUGGACAGAUGUUAAAACACAAACUAUUAAACGGGCUUUUAUUAAUGGAACUGGGUUAGAGACUGUUAUUUCAAGAGAUAUUCAGAGUAUCAGAGGGCUAGCAGUGGAUUGGGUCUCACGUAAUUUAUACUGGAUUAGCUCAGAAUUUGAUGAAACGCAAAUUAAUGUGGCACGGCUAGAUGGCUCUUUGAAAACCUCAAUUAUCCAUGGAAUUGAUAAACCACAGUGUCUUGCAGCUCACCCAGUCAGGGGGAAACUCUACUGGACAGAUGGAAAUACAAUUAACAUGGCCAAUAUGGAUGGGAGUAAUAGCAAGAUUCUCUUUCAGAAUCAAAAGGAACCCAUUGGUCUAUCGAUAGACUACGUGGAAAACAAACUUUACUGGAUCAGUUCGGGAAAUGGAACCAUAAAUAGAUGCAACCUGGACGGUGGUAAUUUAGAGGUAAUAGAGUCAAUGAAAGAAGAAUUAACAAAAGCUACAGCCUUAACCAUCAUGGAUAAGAAACUCUGGUGGGCAGACCAAAACUUAGCUCAGCUGGGAACCUGCAGCAAAAGAGAUGGGAGAAACCCUACCAUCCUACGAAAUAAGACUUCUGGGGUUGUUCAUAUGAAAGUGUACGAUACAGAUGCACAGCAAGGCAGCAAUUCUUGCCACCUAAAUAAUGGUGGAUGCUCUCAGCUUUGCUUACCGACAUCCGAAAUGACAAGGACUUGCAUGUGUACAGUGGGAUACUACCUGCAGAAGAACCGCAUGUCUUGUCAAGGUAUAGAAUCAUUUCUUAUGUACUCUGUCCAUGAAGGAAUCAGGGGAAUACCUCUUGAACCAAGUGACAAAAUGGAUGCUUUGAUGCCAAUAUCAGGAGCUGCAUUUGCUGUGGGAAUAGAUUUCCAUGCAGAAAAUGAUACCAUCUAUUGGACGGACAUGGGCUUCAAUAAAAUCAGCCGAGCUAAAAGAGAUCAGACAUGGAAAGAAGAUAUCAUUACCAAUGGCUUGGGAAGAGUAGAAGGGAUAGCGAUUGACUGGAUUGCUGGUAAUAUAUAUUGGACAGAUCAUGGUUUCAACUUAAUUGAAGUUGCAAGACUCAAUGGCUCUUUUCGUUAUGUAAUUAUUUCCCAAGGCCUGGAUCAACCAAGAUCUAUAGCUGUGCACCCAGAGAAAGGCUUCUUGUUCUGGACUGAAUGGGGACAGAUGCCCUGCAUUGGAAAGUCUCGCUUAGAUGGCUCUGAAAAAGUUGUCCUUGUAAGCUUGGGAAUAGCAUGGCCCAAUGGCAUCUCCAUUGACUACCAGGAAAAUAAAUUAUACUGGUGUGAUGCUCGCACAGACAAGAUAGAGAGAAUUGACCUUGAGACUGGAGGGAAUCGCGAGAUGGUGCUGUCAGGGAGCAAUGUGGAUAUGUUUUCAGUUGCAGUCUUUGGGGCUUACAUCUACUGGUCUGACAGAGCACAUGCCAACGGAUCUGUCAGAAGGGGCCACAAGAAUGAUGCCACAGAAGCAGUAACCAUGAGAACGGGCCUUGGAGUCAAUCUAAAGGAGAUUAAAAUCUUCAACCGAGUAAGAGAGAAAGGGACCAAUGUUUGUGCCAAGAACAAUGGUGGUUGUAAGCAACUCUGUCUUUAUCGAGGAAAUUCCCGGAGAACUUGUGCUUGUGCCCAUGGAUAUUUAGCAGAGGAUGGAGUUACUUGCCGAAGGCAUGAAGGCUAUUUGCUGUAUUCAGGGAGAACAAUAUUAAAAAGUAUACAUCUUUCUGAUGAAACCAAUUUAAAUUCCCCAAUAAGGCCAUAUGAGAAUCCACAUUAUUUCAAGAAUGUCAUAGCCUUGGCUUUUGACUAUAGUCAGAGAAGAAAAGGUACCAACCGAAUAUUUUACAGUGAUGCACACUUUGGAAAUAUACAACUUAUUAAAGAUAACUGGGAAGACAGACAAGUAAUUGUUGAAA
Messenger RNA from Castor canadensis (American beaver), 3688 nucleotides. The record is from RefSeq and is a predicted model, not a curated record. NCBI's taxonomy places the organism in Eukaryota, Metazoa, Chordata, Mammalia, Rodentia, Castoridae.